Molecule: messenger RNA, 1236 nt
Organism: Solea senegalensis (Senegalese sole)
Lineage: Eukaryota; Metazoa; Chordata; Actinopteri; Pleuronectiformes; Soleidae
Product: troponin I, fast skeletal muscle-like
Exons: 7
Coding region: 550-1122 (190 amino acids)
Biological process (GO): muscle contraction
Cellular component (GO): troponin complex
Source: RefSeq, a predicted model, not a curated record
UUUGUUAUAUUUUUGCUUUAGUUUGGUGAUUAGCAGACAGUCAGACUCAGUGUGUACGUGAAUUGUGUUUUUCAAUUCACGUGCUAAAAAAGACAGACCGGUCUGACGUUCUGAAUGUUCUGACUGCUGAAUGAUCCUCAACCUGAUCAGAACUAAUCUUCAAAGCAUCAAAAGAUUAUUUAUUGAUCAAAGAUAAAGUACCAUUCAUUGCAGUUUAUAAACUAUUUAUAAGCUGCAUUACAUCAGGCUUUGGAUACACACUCAGUAUUUGUUAGUUGGAUUGACUGUGUUGCUUUUGGGCUUUUGGAGGGAUUUGUUGAUAAUAAAACCAAACACACAUUGUCCCACAUUGUCUAAAAGAGUCUAGAAUAGAAUUCCCAAAGCAUUUGUUUCAGGCUCAGCUGCUGCUGUCGGCCAACUGGUGCUGGUCCAUCACACACACACACACACACGCACACACACACUGAACACACAUCUAUAAAGAGUCCUGAAAGCUGUGGUGUGUCCACUUUUCUCUUUUAUUUUGUCUUGGCCAAAGCUCCAAUCAGGAUGACAGAGACAAAGAUGUCAACCAGCAGGAGGAAUCACCUCAAGAGACAAAGUGGGAGAAGACACACAGCAUGCACCAGGACUUUAUAUAGCUUGCUGCUGCAGAUAGCUGAGACGAUGCUGGAGGAGGAGGCAAGGGAGGCCCAGAAGGAGAAGAUGAUGUAUAUGGAGGAGAACUGCUCCACCCUCUGUGUCCCUGGCAGUAUACAGGAGCUGCAGGAUCUGUGCCGGGGGCUUCACAAGCAGAUUGAUUUGGUGGAUGAGGAGCGAUACGACGUGGAGAUUAAAGUGUCAAAAUCCAACAAAGAGAUCGAUGACCUCAAGCUGAUGGUUCAGGAUCUUAAAGGCAAGUUUAAGAAGCCGGCACUGAAGAAGGUGCGUAUGUCUGCCGACGCCAUGUUGGCUGCUCUGCUGGGCUCAAAACACAAAGUGUCCAUGGACCUGAGGGCCAACCUGAAGCAGGUCAAAAAGGAGGUGAAAGAGGAGGAGAAGCAAACGGGCAACUGGAGGAAGAACAUCGAAGAGAAAGCAGGGAUGGACGGCAGGAAGAAGAUGUUUCAGACAGAGGCUUAAACACUAGUGUGUCACUCUGUUGUCAGCAUUGUCAGUUAUUUUUUUAUUAUGUGAGUCCACAUUGUUGGCGAUUUUGUACAGAAGAUAAGAGGAAUAAAUCAUGUGUUUCUUGUG